Messenger RNA from Trichobilharzia regenti, 1659 nucleotides. The record is from the annotation of a GenBank genome assembly. Lineage: Eukaryota; Metazoa; Platyhelminthes; Trematoda; Strigeidida; Schistosomatidae.
AUGUCAAGGCCAAUAACUGCUGUGGCUGCUGAACGUCUUUGGUCUAUGGAUCCAGGCGAUAUUAAGGACUUUUCACGGAGAAUGAAAGAGUUUCACUGUCGAAUGUUACUGACCAGUUCAAAGACUGUAAUUCCCAAAGUGAAACAAUAUGUUACGCAAUAUCAUACAUGUAGAAUAAGCAAAUCCUUGGACAUUAAGCAUGACUACACUUCAUGUUAUAUUCUGGAGGAUGCAUUGAAACGUUUUGUAUUACGAUUAGAAAGAACACAAGAAGAGAGUUUCUCAUUAUUGCCAGAUUCUUGCAAAGUGACCACUAUUCAAAUUGAUAUAUCUGGAGGAUGUAAUGAAGAAAGUGUAAAAUUAUGGCCAUCUGAUUCAAUGAAGGAAUCAUAUAUGGUGAAUAUCUCCGAAGGCAUUAUACACAUUCAAUCAGAUGAAAUAUGGGGAACAUUACACGCUUUGGAAACCGUGUUACAACUGGUGUCAAGGAGUGCAAACUAUCAGAAUGCGAUAUAUGAGUGUAGCAUUGAAGAUUCCCCUCGAUUUCCACACAGAGGAAUGAUGAUCGAUACAGCCAGACAUUAUCUAAGCACUGAAACAAUCAAGAAUGUCAUUGCUGCAUUAUCAAUGGUGAAAAUGAAUGUAUUACACUGGCAUAUGACAGAUGAUGAAUCCUUCCCGUAUGUUUCUUCAGUGUAUCCUGAAUUGUCUUCAAAGGGAGCGUAUCAUGCACAUUCGUAUGUGUAUGAAAGGGAUGAAAUUGAUUCACUGGUAGAAUUCGCUCGAUUACAUGGUGUUCGGGUGAUUGUUGAAUUCGACUCACCAGAUGAGGAGUAUUUCGACUGUAGUGUGAUAACUUCCUAUUAUUCACCUUGUCACACUGGAUCAUGGGGCAAAAGUCAUCCUGAAAUACUCUCUGAUGUGUCAUAUGAUCAAGGAUUAAUCAAUCCAGUCGAUGAGAAUGUCUGGCCAUUUUUAUCAAAUUUGUUUGGGGAAGUAUUGAAAGUAUUUCCAGACAACGUUUUACAUUUAGGUGGAAGUAAUUAUGACAGGCAUCCAUGGCAAGAAGACGCCAACAUCCAAGAAUUCAUGAAACAGAAAGGAUUCGAUCAAGACUACAAUAAAUUAGAAAAUUAUUAUUUUGAACACCUCACAGAAGUUAUUCAGAAUAUUACUUCAGGUUCGCAUAGCGUAACACCUGUGGUAUGGCAGAAUGUAUUUGAGAAUGGAUUCCGAGAUAAUGAUAAAAACAUCAUCAUACAAGUACACAAUAAUUCCUACUGGGAGGAUGUCAUUGACUUAGUCACAUCGUCUGGAUACAGAGUGAUCAAUUCAGCGUGUUGGUCAAAAGUUGUUGGGAACUUUGGAGAUGCAUGGAAGACGUUGUACGAUUGUGAUCCUGCUGUAUUUGGAGGUAGUGAAGAAGAAGUUCAGUUAGUUAUUGGCGGUGAAGUCAUCAUCUGGGGAACUUAUGUGGAUGACACAAAUCUCUUUCUACGAUCAUGGCCGAUAACUGCUGUAGCUGCUGAACGUCUUUGGUUGAUCGAUGCAGGCGAUUUUCAUGAUUUUUCAAAGAGAUUGAAGAAGCUCCAUUGUCAAAUGAUACUAUUGAACUGGAAUGUGAAACCGUUCACAGGACCUGGAUUCUGUCGAAAAUGA